Molecule: messenger RNA, 5567 nt
Organism: Sander lucioperca (pikeperch)
Lineage: Eukaryota; Metazoa; Chordata; Actinopteri; Perciformes; Percidae
Gene: efnb2a
Product: ephrin-B2a
Exons: 5
Coding region: 764-1774 (336 amino acids)
Biological process (GO): blood vessel morphogenesis; axon guidance; ephrin receptor signaling pathway
Cellular component (GO): plasma membrane
Molecular function (GO): ephrin receptor binding
Source: RefSeq, a predicted model, not a curated record
CUUCCCAUCCAGGUUUCGGAGCAGUGCUGAGGCAUCACCAUACCCUGCGUUGUGUGCGGCCGUUUUUUGGGGACGGAUUUGCACAAUUCCGCCGCAGCACUUUUCUAGUAUGAGAACUUCCAUUCCAGCUCCUUUGAUUUCUUUCAUUCUCAUAUUUGAUCAUUUUCUUCAUUUUGACCAUCCGACCUCAUUGUUUCGUCCUCCUCAUUUUGCUGCUGCUGUCACCCACAGUUUGUGUCUGAGCGCCAGCUGAAAGAGGAUCUCUCUUUCUCUCUCUCUCUCUCUCUCUCUCUCUCCAUUCCUCCACCAGACAUCACUGUCCUCUUCUCCGCUGCUGCUGCUCGGGAUUUCGGCGUGCAUUGCUGGACUAUAAUAACGCAGGGGGAUUUAUAUUUGUAUUGAUUUCCAUCUGCCGCCCGGCCCACAGCGGACACCAGCACUUUUUUCUCUCUGAGGGAUGUAUCACAGCUCUGAACAGGGGAGAAUAUAAAGCCACUGUCCGCUGAGUAAACUAUACUGCCGAGCGUGCGCCUUUUGGUUUUUUGGAGCAGGUCUCUCAUCGGGAGAUGCUCUGGUAGGCUACGUGUGAUCGGGGGUUUGUGGUCCGUGCGCAUCCCCACUGGAUCGGGAUAUAAGGUGAAGAAAUUGCCGCGGUCAGCCUUUUUCUGGAGCGCUUUAUUUUUGUGUGUGUUGUGGACAUAUUUGGUUAUCUUUUUUUUUGUGAGAAGGAUUGUGCACCCACCCGGAGGCGCGCAGGCUAACCAUGGGGGACUCGAUGUGGAGAUAUUAUUUUGGAGUUCUGUUUAUUGCCUUCAAAGUGGACAUGUGCCGGGCGCUCAUCCUGGAGUCCAUCUACUGGAACACAACAAAUACCAAAUUCGUGCCGGGCCAAGGCGUGGUACUGUACCCCCAGAUCGGGGAUAAGUUGGACAUUGUGUGCCCACGCGUGGACGGCGGGGGGAGCGAUGGCGUGGAGUAUUACAAGGUGUACAUGGUGCCUAGGGAGCAGCUGGAGAGCUGCACCAUCACCAAGGCCGACACGCCGCUGCUCAACUGCGUCAAGCCCGACCAGGACGUCAAGUUCACCCUCAAGUUUCAGGAGUUCAGCCCUAAUCUGUGGGGCCUGGAGUUCUUCAGGGGGAGAGACUACUACAUCAUCUCUACAUCCAACAGCACCAUGGAGGGCAUCGACAACCAGGAGGGGGGAGUGUGCAAGACCAAGUCCAUGAAGAUAAUCAUGAAAGUGGGACAAAAUCCCUCUGAUCCUAUUUCACCCAAAGACAACCCCACCAGAGUACCCUACCCUCCCAAGCAUUCAGAUGGCAAGGAGACCUACAACCCUAACGAUGUGCUGGAGAAACCAGGUGUAGCGCCCAGAGAAAGUGGCGACACUGAAACCGGCGGAAAGUCCUCCAGCGCCAUCGGCUCCGAGGUGGCCAUCUUCGUCGGCAUCGCUUCGGGCUCCGUCAUCUUCAUCAUCAUCAUCAUCAUGCUGGUCCUGCUGCUGCUCAAGUACCGGCGGCGGCACCGCAAGCACUCGCCGCAGCACGCCGCCACGCUCUCCCUGAGCACCCUCGCCACGCCCAAACGGAGCGGCGGCGGCGGCGGCAACAACAACGGCUCGGAGCCCAGUGACAUCAUCAUCCCGCUCAGGACUGCUGACAGCGUCUUCUGCCCGCACUACGAGAAGGUCAGCGGCGACUACGGCCACCCAGUCUACAUAGUUCAGGAGAUGCCCCCGCAGAGCCCUGCCAACAUCUAUUACAAGGUCUGAGCUGGAACUUUCAAAAAAACAAGAGACGAACUGGAACAAUCCCGGGAAGAGUGGGUUUUUAGUUUCGGCUGGUGCCGCCAGCACGCCCGCAAUCACUCUCGCUCUUUCUCUCUCUGUCUCUGUGUGUCGACUCCUCCUCCUCCUCCUCCUCCUCCUCGUCUCUGAUGUUUUGUCACUGCUUUUUUCUUUAUCAAAGUUUUGCUGAUACCUUGUUGGUGUGGUUUGGUCCCAGUCGGUGCGGACGGGAUGGGUGAAAUGCUAGCGCUGCCUCUGCUGCUGCUGCUGCUCUCUGGGGCUCUUGGGAAAUAGAGAGGACCAGCUCUUCUUUCCCCAACGCUGCUCCCUUGUUUUGUUUUGUGCACCGCAGCCAGCACUGUGGGGGAACUGAGUGUUUGUGGAGAAGAGAAACGUAAACGUAGGAUUUUUCUUUUCCUCGGAUUGGGACGGACGGACGGAUGUAUGUAUGGACAUGAAGGUUUACUGUCAUGAGAGGAGGGGAAGGAAUCUUUGGCCUCACCUUUAAAAGAGACUGCUUUGAAUGCUUGGAAAAAGAGAGGGAAAGAGACAACAAACAUAAACGAGCGAGGAGGAGAUGUAAAGGAAAAUAUGGGCUGAACCAUGAACUCACAAAAUGGCUGCCCUCCCUUGAUGCACACUAGCUGGAGAUGCUCUGUGGAUUAACCAGUUGCACGAGGGAAGGGGGGAGAGAUUCUCACAGCGAUCCUCUCCGGGACUUUCCUGACUGACUCACGGAGAUCACGCAUUCACCCUGCCACCCACAUGCUCACCAUCAUAUACAAACACACUCAACCCCCCCCCCACACACACACACACACACACACACACACACACUGUCUCACCAGUCAAUGUGAACUGUUUGGGUUGAAGUGUGGAUUGCACCAUCUCUCCUCGUUUCCCAGAUAUGUUUUUCAGCAAAUCACUUCUUUCAGACGUUACUUGAAGGUUUUAAGGAAGAAAAAUAGAUUCUCUUUUUUUUUUUUGUUAUUGUGCUGUCAACAUUUACUGAUUUUUUUUUUUGCUCGUAUCUGGUUUUCAUAUCCCGAUUCAGUUCAAAUGCAGAUAGAUGUUUUUUUUCUUCCUUUAGUGACAUGUCAUAUCGUACAUGACGUUCAAACACAAGUGACCCAACAGUGGCCAGGAGUGGCGAGAGCGUGAAAAAAACAGAUUUUGUAUUUCGCGCCCCCCCCUCUCGCUAGACCAUAGGGCGCGUGUGAGGUCUGCCCAGGUGGCUACUGGGAAGAGUGGAGGACUUUCAUAUACAUAGAGCAGCACUUUGAACUCCUAUUUGGUCCCUCCACUCUUCGCAGCAGUCAUAGAGAGAGAGACGCAGUGAUAGCUAGAGAUGGGCGAGCAGCUGGAUCCCGGCUUUUUACACGGGGGAAGUGUUAGGGGUAAUAAGAAAUCCAACUGGCCUUACUGCCGUUUUUUCGCAUCAGGUGAAGAAGAGGCCCGAGAUCUAGUUGAGGUUAGCAUAGCUGGCUGAAACAGCUCUAGGUACUGUUAUGUUUACCCCUGGGGGUCCAAUGAUGAUUAAGGGUGCCUUAAGGGGCCCAAAAUCAGCAUUGACCAGUGCUCUCCUGUUCUUGUUCGGGAAAAAAAUAGCACAGGGACAUCUUCUUACAUUGUCACUCUUUCUCAAUCUCCAUUAGCAUUUCCCUAUUGUGAGUUUUUGAUUUAAUUCUCUUUUUUUCUACUUUUUUUUUACAAAAUAGAUGUACAUUUAAAAAAAGGACAUUACGCAGAGGAAAAAUACAAAAAAAAAAUACAAAUAAAAAGCAGAAUUUAUUUAUGAUAGACACAUAGAGCACAGGCGGUUGUCAGGCGGUAUGGAGAAGAAGAAGAAGAAGUUAUGUUAAUAUAUUAUGGUAUAAGUGCACAUUAUGCAAUCUAGGUUUUUGAUUAUUUGAUAGGUCUCGAUCCACUGAGUCCCGUAUUUUCAUGAACUGUCGUCCACAGACACAGGGCUCAGUCCUGGGAAAGAGGACCAGGGGAGGGGCAGCCUGGCCCCAGCCCCCUUAGCCCCUGCCCCCCGAGCCCGAGGGGAGGAGAGUUAUCUGACCCAAAAUAGCUCACAUUGGUGUACACAAGGGCAGAGUAGCUGUGUCUCCCACACUCACUCAGUGUAGCAUCUCCCAAAGGAUAAUUCUCAUCCCCCAUUCUCCUCAUACACACCUUUCAUGUUCUCUGUGCAUGUGUGUGUGAGUGUGUGUGUGUGUGCGUGUGCGUGUGCAUGUGCGCGCGUUGAGCAAGUCUAUAUUACAGUGACUUCACAUUCAUUGAUAUCUUUGGCUUAGGAUCAUAAUCGUGACUUAAGUUGUUCCCAGAGCGUGUAUCAGCCCAUCAUCGACAUUGUCAUUCGUUCAUAAAAGAACAUCAAAUUUCACCGAAAAGCCAAGCCUUGUAUGAUCUGAGGUUGUGCCUCUGAGAGGCCACAAAAAUCUGCAAAUAUGCAAUUCUUAUUUAUUUUUUUAAAUCAAUUCUGAGAAGAAGAAAAAAAACAAAAAACAACCCCCACCUAUGGAAAGUGUUCUUAACCACUGAAAGAUGUAACAACAAACAAAUGACGCAAAACUAGCAAAGUACGUCACGCAAGCCUGCUGUUAGUUUUGAUUUCCCCGCAUCAUUUGUAGUAUUAUUUGAACCUUUUUUUCUGUUUGAACCAUGUGCCGUAGUACAAAGGUAAACUGUGAAAAAUGAAACCAUUAAAAAGCAUACAUAUAUAUCACACCUGAACAGGUAUUUAAGAAAAGAUGAACAAGACACUCACACACACAUACGACAAAGAAAUGGCUGUUUAGUUGCUCUCUGUCUGCGGCAGAAUAUGACAAUCUUAUUAGUUUCUUUGAAUCUGAUGUCCUUUUCUUAGCCGCCACUCGACUAACGCUCUCCCAACAUAGCGAUGCUGUGAGAGUCUUAGCACAAAAGGCUAGGAGAAGCGCCUCAGGCUUCUGUAAAAUGCCUUGCUCGUAUGGUCAGCCCUUGGUCACUUGACUCAGUAAUUUUGCACCGUACUUCUGUAGGUAAGAAACUGUAAAUACAUUAAUGUUUGUAUUGUAUAUGGAUCCUGGGUUGUUACAAUAGCCUUAUUCACCUUUUUAGGAAAGUCAAUGGAGAAAAAAAAAACAGUACCGAAAAAAUGAAAUACACUUCAGUUAAAACAGAGCAUACUACUUUUUUGGUAAAUAGCUUAUGUAAAUAUUGACCAGAACCCAAUAAAAACAUUUUUUAUAAACUCUUAAAGUAAGAUGUUUUGUAUAAAAUUUGAAUUUUUUGCUAUGUAUUUUAGCUAGCGCUCGAUGGAAAGCCUGUGUCCUCCCCACUCCCUCCCCUUUUGCACUGUUUCCAUGGUAAUUUGGUUUUAAAAGAAGAAAAAAAAAUGAGAGAAAAGUUGCCAAACCGACUGCUGCAUAUUUGUGCCAUAAGUGUGUACCAUAAAUAUUUAUUGAAUUAGUUUCUUUUUUUUUCUUCUUCUUCUUUAUUUUUUUCCUUCCCGUUUAUGAUUUAACUUGAGUCCAGUUUGUAAGUAACACAGUAUUAUAUUUGCAUUGUUUUGUUCGUUUGGCCCUGGUUUUUGUUUUUAGUCAUGUCAUGGUCACCGGGUGGCUGUAGCCCUGUUCUCCCCUGUCCUUGCAGUAUGAGACGGCCAGGCUGUGAAAAAAUGGUUUUAACAUUCAGAAAUUUAAAACAAGUUCAAAGUGAGGAUAAAUGACACACAUUCCACCAGUCUGUUACAAACUGAAAAUGUUUUUCAAUAAAAUGUUUUUCCUAUGGA